Messenger RNA from Perkinsus marinus ATCC 50983, 3708 nucleotides. Its product is annotated as trehalose-6-phosphate synthase, putative. Gene Ontology annotation, molecular function: catalytic activity; starch binding. Bases 1 to 3708 code for a protein of 1235 amino acids. Lineage: Eukaryota; Perkinsozoa; Perkinsida; Perkinsidae. The transcript is spliced from 32 exons. Gene Ontology annotation, cellular component: cytosol. Gene Ontology annotation, biological process: trehalose biosynthetic process. The record is from RefSeq and is a predicted model, not a curated record.
AUGGCUGGUGCUGCUGCUGGUCAUCGUCUCGCCUCUUGCACUGUCUCAAGGGCUUUCUUCCUUUUGGGUCUGCAUGGAUUGAUGGACCCCACAGCAUCAGCAGCUGACAACCCCGUAAUGGGGAAAGGGCCGGCGCCUGACGCCACUUCUGAGGACCCGCCACUAUCGGUCCCAGCUGGGGAACGCGUGCUCUACACAAGGGUAUUCUUUCGGUGUGUAGUACCACAGGAGUACGCCACUAAGUUGAAGGAGGAUAACGGCAAAGUGGUCGUGGUUGGGGACUGUGCAUCCUUGGGUCACUGGGACCAUCGGCAAGGGGUCGAGCUGUUCACCCAGGAGGACAUGUUCCCAUGCUUUUACACCGUGGAACCUGUGAAGUUCCAAACUAAAGUCCGCGUAUCUUAUCAAUACGCUUUAGUGAGCCAGGAUGGCAACCUGUUCGCCUAUAUUGAUAAGGACAAGCGAAGUAUGAUACCAACAGGAGGGGAAAUGACUGUCGAGGACGACUUUGGCAUGUAUCGGAAUGCCCUGCACCCUGAGGAUGUCUCUUCUCUUUUUGACGAUCGGUCGAGUGUCGAGGCGUCUAGUCAGAUCUCACAGACGCCUGAGACGAAUGCCCACAUUCUCUUCGAGCAACGGAUGGCGGCAAUUCGCUCUUUGGAAUCCUUCCCGCCUCUAGAGAGCAACAAUGGUGUGCUCAUGGUCAGCUUUGAGCUACCUGUGAAAGUUGAAAAAGUGAAUGGUGAAUGGGUAGCUAGAGUGUCGGAGUCGGGUAAUGUGAUGCCCUCAAUGUACCAACUGCGACAUCAAUACCCGGUUAGAGUCAUGUUUGUUGGCUGGCCAGGAGUUCAUGUGAAGGACUAUACGGAGCAAAGAGAGAUCCGCGAAUUGCUCUUGGAUUAUGACUGCAUACCUGUUUUCCUCGCUGAAGAUCUAUACCACAACUUCGUCAACUUCUGCGAUAGGUUUCUCUGGCCCAUCUUCCACAGUGUCGUCAUGUCCUUCGUUUACGAUGAUAAUCCACGUCCCUUUGACCUACAGCAAUGGGCAGCCUACCAAACAGUGAACCAGAAGUUCUCAGAGGUGGUGUGGACAUCAUGUCGAGAGGAUCAGGACAUGGUAUGGAUCCAUGAUAUAUAUCUACUACUCAUGCCGAUGCUGGUUGGCAGGAAGCUGCGCACAGCUAAUGUUGGCUUGUUCCUCCAUACCCCGUUCCCGAGCUCGGACUUGUAUAAGUGUCUACCUGUGCGAGAAGAGCUCCUUAAAGGGAUGCUCUGUGCGGACUUGGUGGGCUUCCAGUUCUUUGAAUAUGAGAGACACUUCCUGACCUGUUGCAAAAGGAUACUUGGACUAGAUUAUCAUUUCAAAAAGGGAGGAUUCGUCUCAGUAGACUAUUUGGGAAGGGAGGUUGCCUUACGAGUUGGUCAUGCUUGUAUUCACUAUGAUUACACAAUGCAGAAGAUGCAGGAUCCUUUAGUCAUAGAGAGAGCUCGAGCCCUUCGAACCCACUACGGCGAUAACGUUAUAGUCUAUGCUUCUGUUGACCGGUGUGAUCGACUUUCUGGAAUUGGUUUGAAGUUCCGUGCGUGGCGGUUGUUUCUGGAGCAGCAUCCUAAUGUAGUAGGAAGGGCCGUGCUUCGACAACAUGCCUAUGUGCCGAAAACUCACUCGACUAAGCUGGCAUAUAAAUUGGCCUGCGAAUUGACCGAUAUUGCAGCCUCGAUUAAUAAACAGUUCGGAAGUGAAGUUAUCCAUUUCGAAUCGGGACCACUAAGUGUUGUUGAUCGGAUGGCAUUAUUGCGCGUUGCGGACGUCCUGCUGGAUACGAGCGUGAAGUCGGGUCUCAAUUUGGUCCCUUUUGAAUAUUAUGUGGCCCGUGCUGCCUUACCACCGACUAGCCCGACUAACCUUAGAGGAGCAGUCAUGUGCAGCGAGUUCUCGGGGUGUUCUCGAGUGCUUAUUGGCAGUCUUAGUGUGAACCCGUGGAACACAGACAAGCUUGUCCUAGCUAUUCAGGAUGCAAAGCACAUGCUGGGUACCCCUGAGCUUGCCGAGCGGCUUUACCGUGAUACGGCCUACGUUUCGAGUCACUCCCUGCUUUCUUGGGCGGAAGAUUUCCUGUGUGAUCUCCGCAGGGCAAGAAAGAAGGCUGAGAUGAUGUAUAUCACUUAUGGAUUCGGGGCCAACUUCAGGUUGAUGGGACUGUCUGAGGACUUCCAAAGGUUGGAACAUGAGGAGAUCCUCGCCGCGUAUAAGAGGGCCAAGUUCAGAGUACUCUUCCUCGACAACGAAGGUAGUUGCCUCAUUUGUGGUGUGGCUUCUUCGGGACAGUUCCCUAGCUCGUCCAGUGAAGGGGAGCUGACCAAUCUACAUAUGCAUGGUAGUCCACCGAGUGAGACGGUCCUGCAAAUGCUGAGAGUGAUGUGUCGGGACCCUCGUAAUGUGGUAGUGAUCUUGAGUGGUCGCAGUCCGGACCACCUUGAGAAGUGGUUCAGCAGUGUCGACCACAUUGGCCUGGCAGCUGAGCAUGGGUACUAUUACCAAGUACCUGCCCUCAACGGUCCUGAUCAUCAACAGGGUGUUUCCUCGUCCCGUCGGCAUUGGGAGUGCCUUCUCAGUGAUAGUUAUGCUUCUGAAAGGGACGACACGUCGUGGAAGGCCAUCGCUAUGGAGCUGAUGAAGCAGUAUGUAGCCCGGACACAGGGAUCGUAUAUCGAGUAUAAGGGGUCGGCAUUGGUGUGGCAGUAUGGGGAUGCUGAUCCUGACUUCGGGCAGUGGCAAGCGAAGGAGCUGGCCAACAGCUUGGAAGAACUCCUCGACACGUAUAAUGUGGAGGUGGUAUGUGGCAAGGGCUUUGUAGAGAUAAAGUUGAAGGGUGUCAAUAAGGGUGUGGCGGCACAGAUCAUACUCCAGAAGCUCUCGAGCAUUCGUGGUCAACCGGACUUUGUGCUUGCAAUGGGAGAUGACCAGUCUGAUGAGCUAAUGUUCGAGAAGUUGAAGAACCUUUACGAGCCCAAGUCGUCUCCCAUCCCUGUACAUGUUGAGAGCCCUAAGCAUCGCCCACCGUCACCGGCCGGCUCUGCUGGUAAUACAAGCUCAAUUGAACGGCCUAAGCGAACGCUCGGGUUGAACUCUGGCAGUAUUCAUCGUGAUCUCAACCAGUUGGGUACUGGUGUGCGGAGGCCGCCCUUCAGUACGACACCGUCAUCGAAGGGUGCUCAAGCGGCGACAUGGAAGGAAGAUGGUGGUAACCUAGGGCUGCUGGCAUCACAUGGCACCAGCACUCGACGACCACAAGGCGAGGCAUCGACUCAGCAUGCCAAGAGCAUCACUGAGGUCUUCACUGUCUCCGUUGGAAAGAAGCCUAGUCAUGCUAAAUGGUUCGUAGCUGACCCGCACGAGGUCUCUGACGUGCUGGCUUCUUUAGCAACUGCAUCGUCCUCGGCAGCUUGUGCAGGGUAUGAGGUUCUAAGUUCGAAUACUUGCCCAGCCUGGGGACGCCAGUUGAAUACGUGCUCAGUUGGGCGAGCUGCUGGGGCUCUGGCCGGACCUGCUUAUGGUCAGCAAUACGAGGGGAAUCCGGACAGCUACAUGUUCUCAUACGAUGAGAAUCUUGAGGAGCAGGAGCUUCUUAUGACUCAUGGUGAUUCUGGAGAGGAAAGUGGCGAGGAUGACGAGAUGGCGGAACUCCGUCAGUAUCUAUAUUAA